Messenger RNA from Cucurbita pepo subsp. pepo (vegetable marrow), 720 nucleotides. RefSeq names its product B3 domain-containing protein At2g31720-like. The record is from RefSeq and is a predicted model, not a curated record. Lineage: Eukaryota; Viridiplantae; Streptophyta; Magnoliopsida; Cucurbitales; Cucurbitaceae. Gene Ontology annotation, molecular function: DNA binding.
AUGGGAAUGAGCACAAGAGUUGAAAGUUUGGGAAUGGAGAUUACAAUUCCCGAUCUAAGCCAAAUUUACAUACCUAAAAGAAUAAGGGGAUCUUCCGGUGGGGGAAGGAAAGAACAAAUAAAAGCCGAAACUGAUCCGUGUGUGUUGGAGGCUGCAUCUACUUUGAUGGACUUCGCCAAGACCGUUCCUAUUGUUGAAACGGAAAAAGGUAGGAACACUCGCAAAAGGAAGACGCCUACCAGCAAUGCGCCUACGACGAGGAGGAAGAUGGUUAAGAAAACCGAGUACCCAUCCAUUCCAGAGAUGUCUGACGGGAUGAGAGAGCGAAUUGUGGAAAUGGGUGGGAGGGAAAUUCAUUUAGUAAUUCAAAAACAAGUUCAACAUACCAAUAUAAGCAAGAACCAUGGCCGAUUGUCCCUGCCAAUAAAUAAACUCCGUUUCGAUUUUACGACAGAGGAGGAGAGAAGAUUGCUAAAUGAACACGAAAACAAAAACAAGAAGGGGAUGGACGUGUUGAUUAUAGAUGAUGUUGGUAGAGAAAAGAGUAUAUGCUUGAAGAAGUGGAAAAUAGGUAGCAGUGAUACGUACUGCCUGAUGACGCAGUGGAAUGCGUUGGUGGAAGAGACUGCAUUGAAAGCGGGAGAACACAUACAACUAUGGAGCUUUCGAAAAGAAGAGGCUCAACUUGGCUUAGCUUUGGUUAAAUUAGGGAGCUGUUAG